This is a messenger RNA of Austrofundulus limnaeus, 883 nucleotides long. Its product is annotated as SH2 domain-containing adapter protein E. Gene Ontology annotation, molecular function: phosphotyrosine residue binding. The record is from RefSeq and is a predicted model, not a curated record. Lineage: Eukaryota; Metazoa; Chordata; Actinopteri; Cyprinodontiformes; Rivulidae.
AGGUGCGCAGACGAGGCUCGAAGGACCUUCUGAAAGUGUGCGUGCUGCUGGACCGAGGUCAGAAAGAGGGCAAGGAAGAGGAGGGAACGCCGCCGUCGCCCAACAUCUACGACACGCCCUACGAGGACGGACUGGAGGGCGACAGCGAGGGGGUGUGGAUCCCCGUCACCCGACCGGAGUCUGACGUCCGGCCGGCUGGGGAGUACGAACUGCCCUGGGAGUGGAGGAAGGAGGACAUCGUCAGAGCUUUGUCAGCUCAGUUUGAGGCGGUGGAUUGUUCUGCCAGCAAAGAGAACAUUUCAACAACGUCUCGUCAGCAGCAACAAACCCUGAGGCAGAGGAACUGGAGCCACAAAACCUUAGUCUCAACUUCUCCAUCAACCUCCACUUCCUCCUCCUUUCCAUCCUCUCCUAUUCUUAAACUGUCACCCCUCACCUCUGCCUCGUACCCCACGCUCAAACCUCCACCCCUCUCGCCCUCCUCCAGCCCCACCAAGCUCUCCCCUCCCUCUCCUACCUCCCCCGUCGCUCCACUGGAGGGGGAGACAGUGAAAAUGGACUCCGGCCUGCCUCUGGAGAAGCAAAGCUGGUACCACGGCAGUGUGAGUCGGCAGCAGGCUGAGGCUCAGCUGCAGCGCUGCAGGGAGGCCAGCUUCCUGGUGAGAGACAGCGAAUCAGGAACCAGCAAAUACUCCAUCGCUCUGAAGUGAGUGUGUGAGUGUGUGUGUGUGUGUGUGUGUGUGUGUACGCGCCCUGAAAUGACGCAUUGAUUCACAGUGUUCUAUAUUUUCUCAUCUGGCUCACUAUUACAGUGAGAGUCAAUCAACGCCAUAUUUCUCUCCCUCUCUGCCUCUCUCUUUCACGUUCCCCCUCUUUCUUUCCU